GUCAGAUGUUAUGAAUACGCACGUAUUCUUACAGGAAAUCUCCAAAAUUCAAAUUCAUACUUUUCAAAUAAGUAUCUUAUAGAAUCGCUUGCUAGUUUAUUUUUAAAUUUUUUUCUUUAACAGAUCAAUAAAAUGGAUGAAAUUGAAUAUAAACUAAAAACGAAUACUAGUGUUCUCAUAGUAAAUGCUGUAGAUAAGUUGAUAUCUACAAUAAAAUCCAAGUAUAAGCCGGCUGAGAGACCAAAAUUUGUUUUAGAGAAUGAAGAAUUAAAGUUUUUGAGAGAGAAAUGUUCUUCUCCGGAUCCUGUUGUGAGCCUUACUGCAUGUCAAGGUUUACUCGCCUUGGUGGAAUUGAACGUGCUGGAAAUAGGGCAUACAAUGUCAACUGUGGUAUCACUUUUGCCUACAGCACAUAACUUCUCUGCAAUAAUAUCAACAAUGGCUGGUCUUUUAGUAUUAGAUUUGAAGUCACGUCUCAUUCCUGGGCAACCAUAUAAGUGCCAGUUCUCUUUACGCUCACCACAGCAUCCCUUUAUCACUAUACUGGAGAAGAAUAAAGAUAUAGAGGACAAUGUCUUGGCUCAAAUGCAUGCAUUAUGCACAAGUCAUGAAUAUUUGGUAUCGUCAAACAGCCUUGAGCUGUUAAGGCCAGUAUUCCUCUGGUUGACCAGCAAUCCACAAAGACCUAGAGGCAGCUCUAGAGUUUGGCAAUUAUUGCUAAGUCUUCCACAGUCGGAUGCCCAGUCAUCCUUGCUUCUUGCAUGUCUCAGUAGCCAACAGAUAUGUAAUCCAAAGUUAUUAGAAAGUUCCGUAUGUGCUUACUCUGCAGUGACUGAAGCGGCUAUAUAUCAACAAAGAAGGGAGUAUAUAGUGGCCUUUGUGCCAAUGCUUGCAACAAUAUGCAGUCAACUACUCAAACAUGGUCGCGAUCCUCGGCCAUGCUACAGUUUAAUAGAUCGCUGUUUUUCUAUGGACGUCCCGGAGCUUAAAUGUGUGUCUGGACUUACAUUGAUAAUACUCGCAGACAAUUUGACAAAAACCGCGGCCUUAUAUUUACAAGAACUGUUCAACUUGUGUCUGAACAUAAUAAGCAAAUACGAAUACUCAACAGUAUGCCUUAACGCUUUCGUUGGCCUUUCCCUACAGUGGCUCCAUCUACCAUCGUAUCUGACGACAAACGCCCUCAACACGGCCUCAAAAAUCUUGGAAAUACAACAACAGGAAAAAACAGACAACUGCCUUUAUAUAGCUAAUUUAAAAUCCAACAAAACAUUCCAAAAUUUAGUCCAAACAGAACGGCAUUUGCAAAUAUAUUUCAAGUUAUUGGAAACAUGGGAACGUCUGGAUAAUCCAGAUAAAUUAAAAUCGUGGUUUGGUGUGUUGUGUAGUACUAAUGAUGACUUGAAAGUGGAGUUGCUUCCGUUUUUGGUUGGAUUGUGUUUGAAUAAAACUCUCGAUGAGGAUGUAGUGGUGAAAGUGAUACAGUGUAUAGUGCAAAUAGUGGGAGUUAAGAAGGUGGUAUCGGUGACAAUUUUGCCGGUUUUGGUGCACAAAUUGGCUGAUAAUCGGCCUAAUGUCAAAUUGGCCUGUUUGAAGGGUUUGCCGAUCAUGGCUUCAACAAAGGAAAAUGUUCCAACAAUAGUUGCGGUAUUAAAUAAGUUUAAGGCCAAUAAAGGCGUCCCUACGUCACUGCUAAUUGCGCUGUAUACGAGUUUAGCUGAAACGCAGGUCAGAUGUUUUCCAUAUCUUCAAGAGCUUUUAGUUGAUACCGCAAUGAAACCAGACGAUCUCAAAUGGGAAAUUGAUCUCGCAAAAGCACUUGCUGUCAAACGGAUUUGUGAGGCGCGCGCCUCAUCACAUGGGCUGGAGCUAGUCUCCGUGAUAUCAUCCCUUCUCAACCGCUGUACGGAUAAGUCGGGCGGUGUGGCAACGUCGCUCGCAUUAGCAGCUCUUGCAGCGCUAUGGCGUGGUGCGGCCGUGGCCCCACCUGGAACUUGGCGCGCUCUGGAACCCAGACUUGGGAGAGACACGAGACCAGGUGUACAAGUUAGCCUGUGCAAGCUUCUAGCUGAAAUUCCCGCCUUACGUGUUUCUACGGCGGAAUACGACAAGUUAGUGAGUGAUGCUGCUAAGCGAUUAUGGGUGUAUGUUGCUGAAGGCAUCUCGCCCGUAUGUGAAGCCGCUUGCCACGCCCUUGCUAACUAUAAAAUUGAAGAUUUCAAGUUAAAGGAUAUUCCUGAGAUUUACAUACGAACAGUCAAACUGCCACCGUCGUAUUGCAAGACCCCCGCAGAUGCAAUGCGUAGGCCCGAAGACGUUCUUGACUACAUACCUUGUGAGGUGUGGCCGGAGUUAUUUAAAUCAAACUCCUCCCUAACUGGAGUGGAAUAUUUCGUGGGAAAACUAAUAGAGAGGGAAGUCAGGGGAUUCCGAAGUGGAGUCUACAUGAUUGAAGGACGGGAACCCCUAGGUUUAAGUAACCUGCCACCGCAUAGCGUGUUAAGGGGUAUGACCGACUGUGUCAGGAAACAGAUAACAUCGCCGACCUACGACAUCCAAGAAUCCGUCCUUCUAUCGAUGUUGUCGUCCCUUUCUCGCGAAUAUCCUCGUCCGCUGCCCCCAUUUGACAUCUCUUUCUUGCAUGACGUUUGGCAUCGGGGACCGUUGUGGCGCUCCAAAAGUGUUGAGUUAGCCGCGAGACAGGCGUUAACCGUUCCCUCAGCCAAAAGGCUGUUGGACAACUGGUUGGCGGGAAUACAGCCUGGAAGUAGUGAGGAAACAGAUAUAAUGCUAAUUUUUGAAUACCUCCCAAUACUGGCUCGUACAAUGCCACCGAAUAACCUUCGGCAUCCAGUCGAGAACUGCUUGGCUGAAGCUUUUUCUCAUAAGUCAGAUUGCUUCGUAAAUCAACUGCGACUGAUCAGAGAUUGUUUGGAAUGUGAGAGAAUACAUGAAGCCAAUAGAACUUGGUUGUGCCAAGCUGUCGAAACAUAUUUCUCGCUGAUCAAUGAUGAUAGCCCGCUAUGGCCAGAAUACGUAGAAUGCAGUCUUUCCUUAUCCACAAAGUAUUUGGAGAGAAUGACAUCCCCUAGUGGAUGGUGGGAGGUGUCAAGCGAUCUUUUACGCAAAUCUAUGCGCACGCGCAGCGCUUUAGCAGCUAGAACUGAUACAACUGCCCCACUUGUAUGGCUUAACGAGUCUAUUGAUGCGCAUGCACAGCAAAUACUUGAACAGGAUUAUUCCCUCCGAUGUAUAAUGGAAGCUCUAAAAGUGGCCAAACAAGAUGACCCCGCAACAAAACACUGGUUCUUACAACUGAUGGCUCGUACUCAAGUCGCUUUUAAUGAGAUGGAAGAUGAAUCGUCAAAGCUUUAUCUAUGCGACGUAUUUAUGCUUUCAUCGAUCAUGCUCAGCGGCCUUUGGUCCUUCGAGCCGGAUAUUGAAGCUGUAGUAUCUAGCCGGACAAAUAGACAAACUUUAUUGCCUGCAGCUUUAGCUUCACUUCUGAAUAGAGAUGCAUGGAAGGAUUGCACCCUACAGAUGUUAGAGUGGCUAUGUCACACCCGUGAUGCAACGCAAGAUGAGGGUACUUCGCGCGCCUGUCAAAGGGCCUUAUUAGCAUUAAGGCAUUCGGAACUAUUUAUCACGCAUAAGAUAUGGACCAGACUGAGAAACAUGGAGGCGUUUUAACGAGAACACCACUUUGGAAAUAUGAUACCCAAUCUCGAAGAUUAAAAUAUUUAUAUACUGUCAUUGUAAUAUUAUAUCUAGUCCAAUUUGUAAGUGUACUUAAAUGUAGAAAGUUAAAUAAAAGUGUUAUAUAUU
Pieris rapae (cabbage white) is the source of this 3825-nucleotide messenger RNA. Its product is annotated as focadhesin. The transcript has 20 exons. Gene Ontology annotation, biological process: regulation of post-transcriptional gene silencing. Lineage: Eukaryota; Metazoa; Arthropoda; Insecta; Lepidoptera; Pieridae. The record is from RefSeq and is a predicted model, not a curated record. The coding region runs from base 133 to 3690 and encodes 1185 amino acids.